Molecule: messenger RNA, 1932 nt
Organism: Cynoglossus semilaevis (tongue sole)
Lineage: Eukaryota; Metazoa; Chordata; Actinopteri; Pleuronectiformes; Cynoglossidae
Gene: stx6
Product: syntaxin 6
Exons: 8
Coding region: 177-917 (246 amino acids)
Biological process (GO): intracellular protein transport; Golgi vesicle transport
Cellular component (GO): membrane
Molecular function (GO): SNAP receptor activity
Source: RefSeq, a predicted model, not a curated record
UUCUCUGACGUCAGAUACGACUUCCGCUGCGGAAGCCGUGGCAGCUGUAAACAAAGCAUCAGCUCCGCUCAAAGACAAAAUCAUAAUUAUAACCAUCAAUAAAAGCAAUGGAAACACCAGAGAGCGGGUCGCUGUAAGACAUGGAAGCUGGCGGAGACUAAACAGGAACCAGAACCAUGUCAAUGGAAGAUCCGUUCUUCGUCGUUAAGGGGGAGGUGGAGAAAGCAGUGAACGCAGCACAGAGCCUCCAUCACAGAUGGACCGAGCUGGUGCAGGAAGGAGGUGGAGCCUCCAAGGAGGAAAUGGACUGGACCACCAAUGAGCUCAGAAACAGCCUGCGCUCCAUCGAGUGGGACCUGGAGGACCUGGACGAGACUGUCAGCAUCGUGGAGUCGAAUCCCAGGAAGUUUAAUCUGGACGCCCCAGAGCUGUCAAAGAGGAAAGCCUUCAUCAGCAAAACUAGAGAGACACUGAAGUUGAUGAAGGAGCAGAUGUCCAGUCCAGCUGCUGCAUUAGUGGACAAGAAGAACAAACAGGUGCCGACGCUGCGGCCUGGUCCUGAUAAGUUUGUGCGUCUGGAUCAGCAGCUGCAGAACGCUAACUCUCAGUUCAUUGAGGAGCAGCAGUCACAGCAGCAGCUAAUUGCAGAGCAGCAGGAUGAGCAGCUGGAGCUGGUGUCGGGAACAAUCGGAGUUCUGAAGAACAUGUCAGAGCGUAUCGGAAUGGAGCUGGACGAGCAGGCUGUGAUGUUGGACGACUUUGGUCAUGAGAUGGACAAUACUCAAUCCAGACUGGACAACGUGAUGAAGAAACUGGCCAAGGUGUCUCACAUGACCAGCGAUCGUCGUCAGUGGUGUGCGAUCGGUGUUCUGCUCGCCAUCCUCUUUGUCAUCCUCCUCCUUUUCUUCAUCCUGUGAUUGGAUCAGAACCAAACCAUUUCAACUAAACGUGGUUCUGAUUGACAAGAAGAAUCUGGACUUCCUGGGGUCAUUUGGACUUCAGACUCUCCUGGACUUUCCUAGACCCUGGUCCACAUUCACACUGUGUUUAAACCUUAAACAUUAAACCUUCACUUGUACCAGGUCACAUCAUUUCAGUGGAGGCUGAUGAACUCAGCUGGUUUCACUUGAACCUAAAACCAGUAGAACCACUGACUACACAGUGGAACCAGUAGAACUGUUAAACUCCACUUCAAUCUCUCUCUCUCUCUCUCUCUCUCUCUCUCUCUCACUUUUACAGGUGAAUGGUCUGGACCUCAGUCUCGUUUUAACUUUUAUUUCUUCCUGGUUUUAACUUGAUUUUAUCCAGGCUUGUUCCUGGUGAAGUUCAGAUUAGUAUUUGUUCAACCAUGAUAACUUUGUUGACAUAGUUGUUUAAUCAUGAUAAUUCACACUCCAGUCUUAGUUAAUCCUGACCUUUUCUUGAACAGUUUAAUCUAAGUUUAUUUACAAUAAUCCUCCGAAUUAGUCUGCUCCAGAGUUCAGUUUUAUUUAAACUCAAGUUGAACACUAAGUCUGUGUUUGUUUUUCUCUGUAAACCCAUUUAGUGUUAGUUCUUUUUAAACUUGGUUUACGUUUAAGUUUUUACUUUCUGUAUUUAUGUGUUUCUUUACUGAUUGAUCACUGAUCAAAUUAUUUAUCAUCUUACUGCUGCUGAUUGAAGACAAAGCAGAACAAGGACGUUUGUUUGUUUGUUUGUGGUACGAGGUGAAGAAACAUUUCCUGUUCAAUAGAAACAAAGAAACUGAAACUGGUUCUGGUUCAGUUUUUAUUCAACUGAAACAACAAAGAAAAAUAUGUGUCACAACAUGAAGGUCAAGUGUUAUUGAUCACCGAUCAGUUUGUUCAGUAGUGUUAAACACUGACAGAUCACUGGUCAGUUUUCACCUGCAGCUAAGUUUUAUUUCCAGUAAAUAAAACCAGAAUUUAAAAA